UGUGAUAGAAUUAUUACAACUUUCAAUGUGAACGUGGUCGUUGAACGUGUUCUAAUCUAAUAUCUAAUCUGAAUUUCUGUUUUCUGCUUCUAAUUUCAAGUAAUUAUUUUAAAAGUACCUACCAAUUAUCGUCGUGAAGGCAUAAGUUCUACAUGUGUAGUUUUAUUCUAUUCGUUAUUACCUAAAUAGGUAUUCAAUAAGAAGCAUUGCAAUCAAUAAUGGCAAAAAUAGUUUUGUAAUUUAUAAUUAUUGCAUCAAGGCACAUCACUUCAGGUUCCAUUACAAAAAUGGCUUUGGAAAAGGAUCUUAGAGUUUUAGAAAAGAAUAUUCCUGGUCAGCCCUAUAGCAUUCUACUUGAGAAGCAGAAUGUGGAACCUGGUUUACUUCUAGGGUCUCAAGCUAUAAUCCUUCUCGAACGAACUGAGAAGGACAUGAAGAAAAAAGAAAUGAAUGAAUUAUUUGACGCCUAUGGAAUUUUGGGAAUCCUGACUGCAAAUUCAGGACAAUACCUUAUUAUGGUAACCGGAAUUGCAUUUGUGGGCGAUCUAGCUGAUGAUUUUACCAGUAUUUAUCGCAUCACGCAAACGACCUUUAUUCCUCUUCGUGGUCCGUGUGCUGACAAUGAGGAAAUAUCGGAUUUGAGAAAGUUUCUAAACUCAGGAAUGUUCUAUUUCUCAUGGAUGCCCGGCAAUAACCCACCCCGUGAUAUCACGAUGUGUGCCCAGAGGAAGGCAAAGGUCUUCCAGCCGGACAACCGAUUCAUGUGGAAUCGAACUCUGCAUGUUGCCUUUAUCAUGGCCGGCAUCGAAUGCGAUGUGUGGCUACUGAGAGUGAUUUGUGGAUCCGUUCAGAUUCGCACAGUGUUUGUGGGGUCUAGAGAAGCGCGUGCUAUAAUUUUCUCUCGCAUAUGCCUUGAAAGAGCAGGUACAAGAUGCAGUGUUAGAGGGCUAAAUGACGAAGGCUUUGCAGCCACUUUUGUUGAGACCGAACACAUUACUGUCUUUAAAAAAUCUUACACAUCGUAUGUCCAGAUUCGGGGAUCAGUGCCCAUAUUCUGGGAGCAGCCUGGAAUCAAGGCUGGAUCAGAAAAAGUGAGGAUUUCAAGGGAAUUCAUACCUACUAUCAUACCUUAUCAAAAACAUGUGAUGGAUCUGAAAGGAAAAUACGGUCAUCUGAUAUUUGUCAAUCUUUUGAGCAAAUCUCCUAGUAAAGAAGGAGAAGCACUACUCAGCAAGGCAUUUGAGGCUCAUCACUGCUCGUUGCCAGAAUGUGAAGACAUUCCUUUCGUAUCAUUUGACUACGACGAAGAAAGCAGGGUGGAGGGAGCUCUGAACAAGUUAAAGAGCAAAGUUGAUGAGCAUAUGCAAGCUCACAGCUUUUAUUUCAUACAUUGGGAUGAUGAGAAAAGAGCGUACGAAGCAAAGAGUAUUCAACAUGGCACAAUAAGAACUAACGACCUUGAUUGUCUAGACCGUACUAAUAAUGUACAAUCAUUUUUUGCACUUGAGAUGCUUGAGAAGCAGCUGGAGGUGUUGGGUGUGCUCCAUUUGCAGAACAAAGAUCACAUGCUCAGUAGCUUCCGCCAAGUAUUUAAGCAGCUUUGGGCCGCCAAUCUAAAUGAACUGAGCAGAUUUUUUACCGGCUCUGGAAACACCAUGGUGAUGGAUGUUGCACAUUCUGCUGCCGAAAGUCAAUUACAAGACACUCUUCCAGACACGAACAAGCAAGCAGCAAUUGAUCUUCUACUCGGCAAUGCGGAUGCUGCUGAGCUAGCUGACAAAGCUAGAUGUCUGCUGGCACCUUCAAUUUUUUAUGGUAUGAAUUUGCUCACGGCUUAAUCUACAAAUAAUGAU
Molecule: messenger RNA, 1853 nt
Organism: Nilaparvata lugens (brown planthopper)
Lineage: Eukaryota; Metazoa; Arthropoda; Insecta; Hemiptera; Delphacidae
Product: synaptojanin-1-like
Exons: 10
Coding region: 288-1838 (516 amino acids)
Biological process (GO): phosphatidylinositol dephosphorylation
Cellular component (GO): endoplasmic reticulum
Molecular function (GO): phosphatidylinositol-4-phosphate phosphatase activity
Source: RefSeq, a predicted model, not a curated record